AGCUAGCUAGGACAGCAAUUAAGACGUAAAGGGGCGACGUUUUAUUUGGACCUGCCGCUAGCUAACCAGAUAGACCAGAUAUAUAACUACUAGUUAUAUUGCUGGCAUCCAAAAAGUAGGCAUAAGUAAUUAACUUUUUCGUUCCCUUAAAAUAUUGUCUAUACUGUACUACAAUGCUCGGCUAAAGCCAUCUGGAAAGGAAGUUAAAGCAAGCUAGAUUGCUAGACUAGUGCUGGCUGCACAAUUGCAUUGGCUAGCAAUACAAUCAUCAGCUAGCUAGUCUAGCCAUUGACAUAAAUGAAAAUGGAUGGAACAGAACAACCCGAAGUUGCCAAAGCGAAAACCUUUUGGAUGGACGUUGAUGUGGACCACGUUUUUGAUGAAUUGUGUGAAUAUUUAAUUCAACUGAGAAGUGCAAUCAAGACCUGUACAGCAACUGACAGAGAGUACGUCCAGGGAAUGAAAAUGAUCACGUUACUAGAAUCUGGAUUGAGGUCAGCUCCAGCUGAAACCAAUGAUUCUUUUGUGGAAGUUGUUAUUGGGGGAGAAAUGAUGUCUGUCUCAGGCUUUGAGGCUGUCAGCCCACAGACCCCACUACCUCCCCUGCAGAUACAGCCCACGUCGCCCUCGUCUAUCCACUUUGAUGGCUCUGUGGACCCCCUGUCUCCCAGCUAUGUCAGCAAAGAAGAUGUAGCGUCCCCGAUCCUUCCCCUCCAGCUCCACUACCAGCCCCACGACUGUAGCCAGGCCUGUAUUCCCAACCUUCCCAGGUCUGCCCACUACUUCCGGUGGCACAACCCUCUGAAGGUGCCCCUCCUCCUGAGCUUCCAGCGUCAAUGUGCCGGGCCUCAGGCUAUGAAGUCCAGACUAGAAUCUGAGUGGGGGGAGUCAGUGGACUCGGAGUCCUGUGACCUUGCAGAGUCGGGCGUCACGUACCAGACCCCGUGUGGACGGAGUCUACAUACGCCAUGGGAGGUGCUCAGCUUCCUGCUGGUGACAGGGAGUCACAGUGUUCUGCAGAUGGACUACUUCAGCUUCAACCCUAAGGUACAACUGGAUUGUCCGCGACCGUUGUCGUGGCGACCAGUGCCGAUGGUGCCUGCGGAGAGGGACCUAAGCCGGGGGGUGGAGCCUACACCAGUGGAACUAUGCAUUGGAGAAGAAGGGGCGCGGCCAGAGGAGUUUCGGUACAGGAAGGAGCGUUGGCCUCAUGGCUGUUUUCUCAGCCGCGGGCCGUUGUUCAAAGCUUGCUGUGACUGCACAGAUGGCUGUCUGGAUGCUCAGAGCUGCGCCUGCAUCAGAAUGGCCUAUAGGGGGCAGCACUACCUCCACCAGCGGCUAGCUGAGCCUGUACCCACUGGGAUCUUUGAAUGCGGUCCAUGGUGCGGGUGUGAACGAAGUCUGUGUCAGAACCGUGUGGUCCAGCAUGGUCUCCGUGUGCGUCUCCAGGUCUUCCAAACCGCCGACAAGGGUUGGGGGGUGCGCUGCCGAGACGAUUUGGACAGGGGCACCUUUGUAUGCACUUAUGCAGGUGUAGUUCUCAGGGCCUGUCUAGACCCUGACCAGCCCCUCCCACCCAAGCGUCCAAGGGCGGAGCUUCCCUCCGAUGACGAGGUGGAGGUUGUGACUGAAUGGCUGGCACCCGCGGAAGGACGAGGCUGUCCGGAGCAGCUGGGACCCUCUGCCCCCACCUCACCGCCCCUCCACGUCCCUGUGAUCCAAAGGCCUGCUGAUUCCCUACAGCCUGAUCCAGACCCCCUUCUGCUCAAUGGCAUGGUCAAGGCAGUAGUCGUGGGAAGUCAGGAAUUAGACCACUCUCCAACAGCUUUGGAGAAAGAGGAGAAAGUGGUGCAGGAAAUGCCACAAAUGCAUUCUGAGGCGGUCAGCAAAGAUCCAGACAUGAAAGAUCUUAAGAGAGGGACGAGUUCAAAGACUGCCAGACCAGACCUCAAACAGAACCCUGCAGAUCAGAUGUAUUACCUAGACGCCACCAAAGAUGGAAAUGUAGGGCGCUUCAUCAACCACAGCUGUGUGCCAAACCUCUUUGUGCAGAACGUCUUCACUGACUGUCAUGACCCCAACUUCCCUAUGAUUGCCUUCUUCACAAACAAAGUGGUGACGUCCGGGACGGAGUUAACCUGGAACUAUUCUCUUGACGCAGGAAGUGACCAUGACAAGGUCCCAUGUCUGUGUGUUAAUGAUGGUUGCCAGGGACUGAUGCUGUGACUACAGGGAAACACCAGUGCAUCAUCAAGCCCUCCACACAUUUAACUAUUGCUUAUUUUUAUACAAUUUGUCAAAUAAAACUUUUGAAAUUAACUGAUCCAACUGGUUUGUAUAUACAAUAUAUUAAUCUAAGAACUAGACUCAAGAGCAUAUGAAGUGGGAGUUCAUUUCACAGCCUCUUUAUCCACAACCAAAGAGACUAUGCCGACCUUAAAUCUGAGGAAUAUUUAGUUUGAGGUCCAACUGCUCUCAUCCAUCCUCACAGCCCGUUAAACAUCCCUUGUUGUAACCCAUCACUGACA
Messenger RNA from Hypomesus transpacificus, 2528 nucleotides. RefSeq names its product SET domain bifurcated histone lysine methyltransferase 2 (gene setdb2). Bases 298 to 2226 code for a protein of 642 amino acids. Gene Ontology annotation, molecular function: zinc ion binding; histone H3K9 methyltransferase activity; protein binding. The record is from RefSeq and is a predicted model, not a curated record. Gene Ontology annotation, cellular component: nucleus. NCBI's taxonomy places the organism in Eukaryota, Metazoa, Chordata, Actinopteri, Osmeriformes, Osmeridae. Gene Ontology annotation, biological process: negative regulation of gene expression; heterochromatin organization. The transcript is spliced from 10 exons.